This is a messenger RNA of Suillus discolor, 1071 nucleotides long. RefSeq lists its product as uncharacterized. The record is from RefSeq and is a predicted model, not a curated record. The coding region runs from base 1 to 1071 and encodes 356 amino acids. The transcript is spliced from 2 exons. NCBI's taxonomy places the organism in Eukaryota, Fungi, Basidiomycota, Agaricomycetes, Boletales, Suillaceae.
AUGCCCCCCAUACAUUCUAUCACACUCUUCCAGCCAAAUCCAGCCAUAACUGACUAUGCUGGCCCUACAGUAAAGCAGUUAAUGAAUAAUUCAGUGCACCAUGCCUUCCAGCACACUGCCAAUAUCCAGCACACUCAUUUGGUAAAUGGAAACCAUGAGGUAGACUAUUUAGUUCUUAAUGGAUCUCAGUUUGCUAAUCUUCAAGGCAAGGCUAGGAACAUUGUGGACUUCAUGCCAAAUAUAGUAGUACAUGUGCACUUUGCUGUGCAAGAUAUAAUUUCCCAAUGCAGAAAUAUAUUAAUACCUGCAUUUGAAUUUCCUAUUGAUGUAAGGCAGAUUUUCUCCCCAAUUCCCCUUGCCUUUGCCCGAUGUCUUAUAACUGGCCCAUUUUUGGAGACUUACAGUGCAAACAUCAAGAACCAUAUGCGCCAGUCAUCUGUUCCCCUCCCUGCUGUCGACUUCAACAACUUCACUUAUAUGUCCCCUGACAAUAUAUUUCAUAUGUCCAGAUUAUCGGACCUGGUGCAGAUUUCAUUUCCUGAAUCUGCUGAAUGCACUGAUAUUCAACUACUACCUCUCAUCAAGAACUCGUUGGGUGAGUUAAUCCCACCGCUAACUUAUGACCUCAAGAUGCCAGAGCAUACCACCUCCAACUUUACCAACUUUCACGAUGAAACCCUGUCCCACCAGACUUUAGAGAGAGAUACAGAAGAGAAGGAUGUAUUGACAACAGACCACUAUGAAAAUAGAAGGAAAAGUGCAUCAGGUGAGCACACCCUCCCUACACCACCUAAGAUACCUGCCAAUGCUUCCACUUCUUUGGAAGAUGCCCUCUUUCACCAAGCCCUGGUUGUGAAGACCUGGCUUAUUGCCCUUACAAACAGCUCCACAGUGUUCGGUUGUGACAGAUGCAAUAAGUAUGGUGCAGACGAUAAAUCAUCUAAUGGUAGGCUUAUCGACAUGAGCAAGCUUUUCUUGUCCUGUGCUGAUGACGAGGAGAGUACCAUGCCCACUCCCAUUGCUAACUGUCCUAACCUGCGCAUUGCCCAAAUGCACUUUGUGCAUAUCUAG